AUGCCUGGCACUCACUUAGCAGUUUGCCUCUCAUCACUGUUGCUGCUCCCAUUAGCCUAGCCUACUGGCAUACGAACCGUCCCACAAGAGAAGAAAACAGAGGUAGUCAUCGAAGGAAUGGUGUACUGCCAAAGCAGUGAUAGUUAUGGAUCGGUGUCGUUGUCAAAAGCCGAACCGAUCGCCUCAGCUAAAGUUAGUGCAGUCUGCAAGAAUCAAAGGGGGCAGGUCAACUUCUACAAGGCGUUUGAAACGGACCCCAAGGAUUACUUCUUUGCUGAGUUCCAAGGGUACGAAAUGAGUCACUCUCUCUUGGACCAUCCUCUCCAAUCUUGUGUUGUCAAUCUCGUCGGAUCGCCUCUCGUGAGCUGCAACGUGAUUUCAAAUGUCAACAAUAGUCUCCUCGGCUCGCCACUUCGUUACCAGAGCAAGAGGCUGCAUAGGAAGGAUUAUGAUGUUGUGAUCUAUGCUGCUGGGCCAUUGGCUUUCCGACCACCUCAUUGCCCUGCUCAACUCACUAUUAAUGUCAUUAUUGAUUUAUCUAUCCAAUCCCAUCUUAAGAAUAAAUUAAUGGAAUGA
Messenger RNA from Hibiscus syriacus, 576 nucleotides. RefSeq names its product non-classical arabinogalactan protein 30-like. The record is from RefSeq and is a predicted model, not a curated record. Lineage: Eukaryota; Viridiplantae; Streptophyta; Magnoliopsida; Malvales; Malvaceae.